This is a messenger RNA of Tachyglossus aculeatus (Australian echidna), 5250 nucleotides long. It is a transcript of the gene HSPA12A, whose product is annotated as heat shock protein family A (Hsp70) member 12A. The record is from RefSeq and is a predicted model, not a curated record. NCBI's taxonomy places the organism in Eukaryota, Metazoa, Chordata, Mammalia, Monotremata, Tachyglossidae. The transcript is spliced from 12 exons. Bases 179 to 2194 code for a protein of 671 amino acids.
GCGAAGCCUCCUCCUCCUCUUCCCUCCCUCUCCUCCUUUUCCUCCUCCCCCUGCCUGGUGCCUAUGGCUCAGACCCCGGACUGAGCGUUGAGGGGCAGAGGGCGGCCGGUGGGCAGAGCAGGGCUGGGCAGGGGACCCUUCUUUGGGCGAUCGGCGGGGAGACCCGGCGUUUGCCACCAUGGCGGAGAAGGACGCGGGCCCCAGAGAAAUGGCUCCUACAUCUGCCUACUCCUCACCAGCCAAGAGCUUGGGGGAUCCAGGGAUCACACCACUGUCUCCCUCACAUGUUGCGAACGACUCUGAUCCAAAUGUCCCCGAGCAGCAGGCCUUUCUUGUGGUCGUUGCUAUUGAUUUUGGCACCACUUCCAGCGGUUAUGCCUACAGUUUCACAAAGGAGCCAGAAUGCAUUCAUGUCAUGAGACGAUGGGAAGGUGGAGAUCCAGGCGUAUCCAAUCAGAAGACUCCGACCACUAUCCUGUUAACGCCUGAGAGGAAGUUCCACAGUUUUGGCUACGCAGCCAGAGACUUUUACCAUGACCUGGACCCCAACGAAUCGAAACAGUGGCUGUACCUGGAAAAAUUCAAGAUGAAACUCCAUACAACUAGUAAUCUUAAUCUGGAGACAGAUCUGACAGCAGCAAACGGGAAGAAAAUCAAAGCCCUCGAAAUAUUUUCUUUUGCUCUGCAGUUCUUCAAGGAACAAGCACUAAAGGAGCUGAGCGAUCAGGCAGGGUCAGAGUUUGAGAACUCGGAUGUGCGAUGGGUCAUCACAGUGCCAGCUAUUUGGAAACAGCCUGCCAAGCAAUUCAUGCGUCAAGCUGCUUACCAGGCAGGGAUGGCCACCCCUGAAAACCCAGAGCAGCUGAUAAUUGCCCUGGAACCCGAAGCCGCCUCCAUUUACUGCCGGAAGUUGCGUCUCCAUCAGAUGAUCGAUCUGAGCACCAAAGCGGCUGUCAAUGGUUACACCUCCAGUGACACUGUAGGAGCUGGGUUUGCACAGGCCAAGGAACACAUACGUCGUAAUCGGCAGAGUCGUACCUUUUUGGUGGAAAAUGUCAUAGGAGAGAUCUGGUCCGAACUGGAGGAAGGCGACCGAUAUGUAGUUGUGGACAGUGGAGGAGGCACAGUGGACCUGACUGUUCAUCAGAUAAGAUUGCCGGAAGGUCACCUCAAGGAACUGUACAAGGCAACAGGAGGGCCCUAUGGUUCAUUGGGAGUGGAUUAUGAGUUUGAAAAACUUCUGUGUAAGAUAUUUGGAGAGGAUUUUAUCGAACAAUUUAAAAUCAAGCGUCCCGCUGCCUGGGUGGAUUUGAUGAUUGCUUUUGAAUCCCGCAAACGGGCUGCAGCCCCUGACAGAAGCAACCCACUGAAUAUCAAUCUGCCCUUCUCCUUUAUCGAUUACUAUAAGAAAUUCCGAGGUCAUAGUGUGGAACAUGCCCUAAGGAAAAGCAAUGUUGAUUUUGUGAAAUGGUCAUCUCAAGGCAUGUUGAGGAUGAGCCCAGAUGCGAUGAAUGCACUCUUUAAACCAACCAUCGACAGUAUCAUCGACCAUCUCCGGGACCUGUUCGAGAAGCCGGAAGUGAUGGACGUCAAAUUCCUCUUCUUGGUGGGGGGCUUUGCUGAGGCCCCCCUCCUGCAGCAGGCCAUCCAGGCCGCGUUUGGCUCCAAGUGCCGGGUUAUCAUCCCCCAGGACGUGGGCCUCACCAUCCUCAAGGGAGCCGUCCUCUUCGGCCUGGACCCCGCCGUUAUCAAGGUGCGCCGUUCCCCUCUGACAUACGGGGUGGGGGUGCUCAACCGCUAUGUGGAAGGGAAACACCCCCCGGAGAAGCUGCUGGUGAAGGAUGGCACGCGGUGGUGCACCGAUGUCUUUGACAAGUUCAUUUCGGCCAACCAGUCUGUCGCCCUGGGCGAGACGGUCAAACGCAGCUACACGCCGGCCAAGCCCUCCCAGCUGGUCAUCGUCAUCAACAUCUACAGCUCGGAGCAAGAGGAUGUCAGCUUCAUCACCGACCUGGGGGUCAAGAAAUGUGGCACCCUCCGCCUGGACCUCACCGGGACGGAGGGCUCACCAGUGCCCGCCCGGAGGGAGAUCCAGACACUCAUGCAGUUUGGGGACACAGAGAUGAAGGCCAUAGCCAUUGAUGUUUCCACCGCGAAGAGCGUCAAAGCCGGGAUUGAUUUCUUAAAUUACUAGCCACCCCCUUGGACUCCCCUCUUUGGUUUCUGGCGUUCCAUGCGCAGAUCUGUCCAUCUGACCCCUCUCCCCUUGAAUUUCAGCAGGGAAGUUGAAUGCAGCUAGGAGAAAGGCGAGUUAGGGGGUUUUCUCCUGGUGGCCUUCCAUUGAUGUUAUGCAUUAAAGAUGAGAAGCAAUAGAGUUCGAUCUUCCAUAAUCAGUAGAGACUGUAAAAAUGCUUAUCUAGGAAAUCCUUUUCGUGUUUGUGAAAUUGGCUAGACAGUUCAACCCGCAAUGGAAACAAAAGGCUUUUCUGCAGUAUUUGUUUCCCACUCUAGCAAAUCUGAUCACUGCCUUCUUGAGUUGAAAAUUGGAUUCCAGGACCCAGGAAAGACAUAUAAGCUUCUUGCUGGCCAGGGUUUGGGAAAGCCAGUAUAUAAAGAUCUGCUGGCAUUUUAGUUCUAUGGCAUCCUGAUUUUUAAUAUGGUAUGGUGCUUACUGUGGGCUAACCACUGUACUAAGCAUUGGGAGUGCUCAAUAUUGUGCUUAGAGAAUCUUGAAUGUUCCAGUAGCUCAUAAGAAAAGGCUGUCUUCGCCAUGCAUUAAUAUUUCAGGGUUCUAAUUCUAAUUCACCCUUCAAUUUGAAUCAAAUGAAGCUUGGAUUUAAGAUGGGCCAGCUAUCUAUUGGCCAAGCCAGUCCCUCAGAUAGAUAAGGAGAGAGCUGGUUCUCAUCCCUAUAGCAGUUCAGCAGGCAAAGCUUCCAGAACUGGUGGGCCCCAAACAUUUGCCAUGCACCAAUUCCUAGAAAUCCCAAGCGACUUGUCAGUAUUGCUCCUGUGAAGUGUUGGCACUGAAAUCAAGUCCUGCUUCAUUUAACUUGUGUUUGUCCCCUAUGGAUUUUGACAAAGCUCCUCUGUGAAAGAAUCAGAUUUACAAUUGUCAUUCUACUUUCCAGUGGAUGCAGUAUUUCAGAGAGAUCCUGUCACUCAAUUCACUUCAAUUUCUUGAAACUUGCACCUCCAGAGAAACACUGUGGAUAAAGCCAUGCAGUCCAGCAUCAGCUAAUCCUGUUGGUUCAAAGUUAUAAUCUUUAAGAUUCAUUGAACAAGGUUAUGUCUGUGAAAACUGUCUUUUUCACCUGCUGGAAUUCAUUAAGCUUUCACAAAUCCCAUUAGUGAAUCCAGUCUUUUAUUUAAAUGUGGGUUUAUAUUCAUUUUUCUACUCUGUGUCAUGUUUCUUUGUAACAUCUCCCACAGAAUUCCCUAGUAGAAUGUGAAACAUGAAAUGACUGAAAACAAGGAACUAGAGAAUGCUAGUCACAUAACUGGCAUAGGUAUUUUAGACAAUUACAGAAGUGUGCUUGCUAGCAUUCUGUUUCUUGCUGCCUGCUCUGCUCAAAAAGCUAAAUAUUACUGUCUUUUGUGUGGCCAACCACCGUUUACAAAUAAGAGACUUUACAAUUCAGUUAUGAACAGUAUAAUUUUAUGUACAUAUAUUUAAAUAUUGUACAGAAUCUUGAUUUCUACAAUGCUGUUUUCUUGUAUAAAAACACUAUUUGCUUUUGUUGAUUGCACUCAGCUCUUACUUUUCAAAAUAUAGUUUCUCAAUCCGCUUCACUAAUUACAGCCUUUUAAAAUAGAUAGGGAAUGCUUAUGCAAGGCUUACCUAGGAAUGGGAGAUAAAUGGCUUUAACAGAAUAUUAUAUUCCUCUUAUGGAGCAAAUCACACCAAUCAGCAUAUAGUUCCAGCACAGUGCAGUAUGUGCAUUCUUCCAAGACAUCCGUAACGACUGUUUCAAGGAAGAAACAUAAUAAUGGAUGAAUUCUCCUGUAAAUUAUCUAAACAUUCAGCAUUCCAAUUCUGUACUUAAAGAGGUUCAGAUGUAAUUUAUCACCAGAAAGUAGGACCUGCUUUUAAUGAAAACUCUCAUCGUUUUAGGGGCCAAGCUCUCUUCGGAUAUGAGGUGAAACAUUCUGAAGGCUGAUCGCCAUCCGCUGGUUGUAAUGAUUCCAGGAAAUUAGCAGCACAGGGAGGGAAAGGAUUAUUGGAUGAAUCCAGUUUUUUUCACAAGGAUUCUUUGCCUUUUUAAAAUGUUAUUACAUUUCCAAGAGUAGCAUUGUCUUUUAGAGGAUUUUUUUUACUUUGAUCUAACUUUAUUCUUUUAUUGCCAUAUUGAAACUUUUCUUGUCUUGUACUCCAGAUAUAUCCCAGAUCCUGUACUCCACUCUGCAGCUCAGCCAGACCAGAUUGAAAACCUGCUGAAAUACUAAGGGUGGAGACAGAUGAUUGAGUAGAGACAGAAAUUCUAUUUUGACUCUCUCCUUUUUCUGGAGGCAGCCUGCAUGGGCCAUCUAUUUCAGAUCCACAAUGCCUAUCCAAAACCUAGUUUGGUUCCUUUUGAAACUUCCUAGUACGAGGACUGGAUUAUUACACUAUCUAGUGACACAUUUUCUAGUCUUUUAAACUGUUUUUUAAAAGGAGCAUCAGCCAGGUGCACAUAUUUCUAAAUGUGUCAACUGGCCCACCAGUACCAUUGAUGAGACAAUCUCGACACAUUUAUUUUUCUGCUAGAAUGGUGUGUGGGGUGAGCUUUGCAGAACAAUCCCUGUGCAAACUCAAAAGAUCAGACUGCAGAGGUCAACCUGCCCUGGGAGUUAGUGAUAUUUCAAUCAAGUUUAGUCAUCAGGAGGCAGUUUCAAAUGACCCAGGUUCAUUACCAGUGUGGUGAAGAAUGGUGUGCACCAUUAUAAACAGGAGCCUUCAUGCAUUAUUAUGAGAAGGUCUAAUUUCAUAUUGCAGAGAUGUAAAUUGCUGUGAUAAACUGCAUAUUUAUGCUAUAAGUGGCUUAAGCGGACGAAUAGUAUACAAGUUGUUGGACAUAAUGAAUAUCACAAUAUUCACUUGCUUAGAGUAUUAAACUACACUAUACAAUAUCAGCCAUUGUGGUUUUGUUCACCUCUGUAGAAGAUAAAUUCAGAUCCCAAUAUCUUUGCAGCAGUUCACAAACUGUCCGGAUUGUAUCUACAGCAAUCUUAUGUCUUCACAGGUGUCUAAUAAAGCAAAAGUAAAGCUCUGGA